AUGUGCUGUGGAAUAUUCUGUCUCUUUGAUUUCAGACCAGGUGUGUGCAUACCUCAAGAACCAACAGUAAGCUCCAUUAAUAGUUCUACAUGUGCUGUGGAAUACUCUGUCUCUUUGAUUUCAGACCAGUGUGUGUGCGUACCUCAAGAACCAACAGUAAGCUACAUUAAUAGUUCUACAUGUGCUGUGGAAUAUUCUGUCUCUUUUAUUUCAGACCAGUGUGUGUGCGUACCUCAAGAACCAACAGUAAGCUCCAUUAAUAGUUCUUCAUGUGCUGUGGAAUAUUCUGUCUCUUUGAUUUCAGACCAGUGUGUGUGCGUACCUCAAGAACCAACAGUAAGCUACAUUAAUAGUUCUACAUGUGCUGUAGAAUAUUCUGUCUCUUUGAUUUCAGACCAGUGUGUGUGCGUACCUCAAGAACCAACAGUAAGCUACAUUAAUAGUUCUACAUGUGCUGUGGAAUAUUCUGUCUCUUUUAUUUCAGACCAGUGUGUGUGCGUACCUCAAGAACCAACAGUAAGCCUCAUUAAUAGUUCUACAUGUGCUGUAGAAUAUUCAGUCUCUUUGAUUUCAGACCAGUGUGUGUGCGUACCUCAAGAACCAACAGUAAGCUACAUUAAUAGUUCUACAUGUGCUGUGGAAUAUUCUGUCUCUUUUAUUUCAGACCAGUGUGUGUGCGUACCUCAAGAACCAACAGUAAGCCUCAUUAAUAGUUCUACAUGUGCUGUAGAAUAUUCAGUCUCUUUGAUUUCAGACCAGUGUGUGUGCGUACCUCAAGAACCAACAGUAAGCUACAUUAAUAGUUCUACAUGUGCUGUGGAAUAUUCUGUCUCUUUUAUUUCAGACCAGUGUGUGUGCGUACCUCAAGAACCAACAGUAAGCCUCAUUAAUAGUUCUACAUGUGCUGUAGAAUAUUCAGUCUCUUUGAUUUCAGACCAGUGUGUGUGCGUACCUCAAGAACCAACAGUAAGCUACAUUAAUAGUUCUUCAUGUGCUGUAGAAUAUUCUGUCUCUUUGAUUUCAGACCAGUGUGUGUGCGUACCUCAAGAACCAACAGUAAGCUCCAUUAAUAGUUCUACAUGUGCUGUGGAAUAUUCUGUCUCUUUUAUUUCAGACCAGUGUGUGUGCGUACCUCAAGAACCAACAGUAAGCUCCAUUAAUAGUUCUUCAUGUGCUGUGGAAUAUUUUGUCUCUUUGAUUUCAGACCAGUGUGUGCGUACCUCAAGAACCAACAGUAAGCUACAUUAAUAGUUCUGCAUGUGCUGUAGAAUAUUCUGUCUCUUUGAUUUCAGACCAGUGUGUGUGCGUACCUCAAGAACCAACAGUA
This is a messenger RNA of Halichondria panicea, 1327 nucleotides long. RefSeq names its product dynein heavy chain-like. The coding region runs from base 1 to 1248 and encodes 415 amino acids. NCBI's taxonomy places the organism in Eukaryota, Metazoa, Porifera, Demospongiae, Suberitida, Halichondriidae. The transcript is spliced from 2 exons. The record is from RefSeq and is a predicted model, not a curated record.